AUGGAUAACUGGAUGGUGGAAAGCGUGGUCAAGUUGCGGCUGACUUUUGGAGACCCCUUUUAUGUAUUGAAAGCGCACGCGCAAGGAAUCAAGACCGCCGAGAGAACCCCGCCCACUUUCUCCGUCUGCGCCUGCGCAGCUAGGGUCCUGUGGGUAGACGGGACCGGGCUGCCCCUCCCCAAAUCCGGAGGAACCGGUGUCCCCACCAUGCAAGAAGAGGAAGACUCCGAAACAACUUCCGUAUCUUCCGGAGACAGCGGCCCCCCAACUCCGUCUGCAAAUGGCUAUCCAGGCCCCCAAAGCAAAGAGUCGCACGGAGCCGUAGGGGAACCAGUGGAUGAAGGCGGUGAGAUCGGGCACGAUCGGCUGAGCUCUUCGCAGGCGCCCAGCCCCGAAUGGCACGAAUGCCCCGAAUGUGGCCGCGGCUUCGGCACGUCCCGAGCCCUGAAGGUGCACCGCAGCUACCACGUGGGGCGCAAGCGGCCACACAGCGGCUCCUCCUCCUCCAAGCCGCCGACCCUGACCCUUUCCGGCAACCCCGAGAGCCGGGAAGGCCGAACGGCUCCGCCUCCCAGCUGGGGCGGCGCUUUCCACUACAUCUGCGCCGAGUGCGGCCUGGGCUUCGCAUCUCCCUCCUCGCUGGAGGCGCACCGCUGCGAACACAGCUGGCGCCGCAGCCCUCCAGCCCCGCCCCGCAACAAGCCCCCUCCUGCUCCUGCCCCUGCCCCGAGGGCGGCCAACGGCGAGCACGACGCAGACGGGGCUGAUGGACCGUACCACUGCACCGAGUGCCCGGGGGAGUUUGGCCUGGUGUCGGAACUGCAUGAGCACUACAUGCGCCAUGCGCGCGGAGAGCUGUAGAUCGCCCACCCUUCUUCUUCUCUCCCCCUUCCACUGUCUAACAUAAUGGCACCUGCCAAGGGAUUGCUCUGGUUAGGACUCUUUCAGAAGUGGAUCAGAAAUCCCCGACUUCCCUCACUUUAUUUUUAUUUUUUUUAGUUCCUUUUUAGGUUUUCUCCUCUGUAUUUUAAAUAAAAAAUACACAAGUUUUUUUGCCGGCGGGGAGGGGAACGGAGUGCUUCUCACCGCUUGGAACAAUCCCUUUCGUGCGUGCUACCUCUGCUGGUGGCAGUGCUCCCUCUAAGCUGUGGAGUCUUGGGAGCAAAGAUUCUACUUGGUGAGC
Gekko japonicus is the source of this 1183-nucleotide messenger RNA. RefSeq names its product zinc finger protein 526-like. Lineage: Eukaryota; Metazoa; Chordata; Lepidosauria; Squamata; Gekkonidae. Gene Ontology annotation, molecular function: RNA polymerase II cis-regulatory region sequence-specific DNA binding; DNA-binding transcription factor activity. Bases 1 to 861 code for a protein of 286 amino acids. Gene Ontology annotation, biological process: regulation of transcription by RNA polymerase II. The record is from RefSeq and is a predicted model, not a curated record. The transcript is spliced from 4 exons.